AAGGACAAACAAAACGAGUGCUGCGAACUGAUCGGAGAGCAAGACAAGUACUUCAGGAACUUCUUCGCAAAUCUGAAUAAAAUUAUCGAAUCGAUUGUUUCGUUCAACCCGGAUGGAGGCCAAGGAGAAGGAAGUGCUUCUCCCCGUGUUAGCAGCCCCCUUGAUGGGGAAAGCUACCGUCAAAGGGGGAAAACAAAAGGGUCCCCUUCGGCCUGCACAUCCGACAAUGACGAAGAUGACAACAAUCGAGGUUACGCCAAUUCGGAUGAUGAAGACAAAGAGAAUGCACAAAAAAACGAAAACGAAAUACAGAAAGAACGGUCUAAAUAUUUAACCGUGACAAGGGAACGCAUACAUAACAGGACCAACACACACGGUGAAACAUGCAGCCAUCCCGAUAUGUCUCCAUUUGAUGAGUUACGAAUGAAAGAAGAACAGGACAGAUGCAACGAAAGAAUCGAAAAAAUAAAAAGCUUAUGCGAGUCAUUCAAAAAUAUAGACAAUGAGUCUUCCAAAUCUGGCAAUUCCGAUGGAAGUAGAAAACCAAAUGGAAAUCUUCCCAUUUCGUCAAAGCAAAAAAAAAAAAAAGCAUUAGAUAUUCAGCAUGAUGAGCCAUUUCAUUCAGAAUUUGAAAAUGAGAAAAUGCAGGAGGAAUACCAACUGGAGAAUGAUGAGGAAAUCAAACUGGUCCAUGCUGCAGAUUUCGGGGAUGGAAAAAUACGUGAAAAAGUGACGUACAAAAAAAAAACUGGAACCAAAGUGGAUGCACAAAAGAGGCCAGACAACGUUGCGGAUUAUGAUAAGGACAUAAAAAAAAGGUUAAACAAUUUGGUACACGACAUAAGUAGUAGUAGUAGGGGAAACAAAAAAAAUCACGACGUCGCUGCAAAGAACCCCUCCAAUAAAGUACCAAGUACUCAAAGCAACAUUAUGGAUAUCUUAAAUAAUCGAAUGCAGAAGGCCUCCUUGGAGCACAUCGAAAGUAGCAGUACUCCCAAGUACGUCAAAUAUAACACUAUACAUCGUGAAAUUAUGAAUCCACGUCAACACUUCGUUAAUCAGAACAAAAAUUCUGUUGAUCAUAUUAUUUGCCUGUAA
Plasmodium cynomolgi strain B is the source of this 1098-nucleotide messenger RNA. RefSeq lists its product as hypothetical. The annotation marks the transcript as partial. The transcript has a single exon. The record is from RefSeq and is a predicted model, not a curated record. Lineage: Eukaryota; Apicomplexa; Aconoidasida; Haemosporida; Plasmodiidae.